Messenger RNA from Mangifera indica (mango), 1338 nucleotides. Its product is annotated as cell division cycle 20.1, cofactor of APC complex-like. The transcript is spliced from 4 exons. Lineage: Eukaryota; Viridiplantae; Streptophyta; Magnoliopsida; Sapindales; Anacardiaceae. Gene Ontology annotation, biological process: positive regulation of ubiquitin protein ligase activity; positive regulation of anaphase-promoting complex-dependent catabolic process; anaphase-promoting complex-dependent catabolic process. Gene Ontology annotation, cellular component: anaphase-promoting complex. Gene Ontology annotation, molecular function: anaphase-promoting complex binding; ubiquitin ligase activator activity; protein binding. The record is from RefSeq and is a predicted model, not a curated record. The coding region runs from base 429 to 899 and encodes 156 amino acids.
UGGUUCUUGAUUCGGCAACUCCAACAUUGGAUGCUGCUGAUAUUGUGGAUGAUUACUACUUGAACUUAUUGGAUUGGGGAAGCGGCAAUGUUCUUGCAAUAGCUAUUGGAAGCACUGUGUAUUUGUGGACUGCUUCGGCUGGUUCAACCUCAGAACAACAAUCUCUUAGCAACAUUUUCUUCUCUAGCUCUCUUUUUGUGAAUUUACUUUCAUAUUUCAUCUGCUCUUGCUUUCUUUGAUUUCAUUAUCUGUUUCCAGGAUUUCUCUAACUUUGUUUUCUUUUUGCGGGUUUAAUUUGUGUUUUCUCGUUUGUAAUUUCUUUGUUGUCAAAGUUAAGGAUGCAGGUUCAAUGAAUUCAUCGUCCAAACUGAAGGCACAACCUGAUGCAGGUUCAAUGAAUUCAUCUUCCAAUUGAAGGCACGACCCAAAUGCCACUUCAAGAACAGUUUCUUCACAGAAGAAAAUCUAAAGAAAAUUUGGACAGAUGCAUCCCCGACCGAUCGGCAAUGGACUUUGAUUAUGCCCAUUUUAUGCUCACAGAGGGCUUAAAAGGCAAGGAGAAUCCGGCUGUCAGUUCACCUUCCCCUUACAGGAAGAAGCUUGCAGAGAUAUUCAACAUGAAUAGAAGUAGAAUUCUUGCCUUCAAGAACAAGGCACCAAUGCCAGUUGAACUCAUUACUACGGAACACUCCACCGCUUCUGUUCAACAGACUAAAUUGGCUAAACCCGGCAGGCAUAUCCCUCAGAUUUCUGAGAGGACAUUGUUUGCUCCUGAUCUUGUGGAUGAUUACUACUUGAACUUAUUGGAUUGGGGAAGCGGCAAUGUUCUUGCAAUAGCUCUUGGAAGCACUGUGUAUUUGUGGGAUGCUUUGGAUGGCUCAACCUCAGAACAAGAAUGAGAGAGAGCUACUUAGCUCACACGGAUUUCCAGAACAAAAAUUCCCUGACGAUUUGUAUUGUAUAUGCAUCUGAUUGUGUCCCAAGGGCAAAUUCCUUCAGUUGGUGCUUUGACAUCUAGUGCUGGGAAGCUGGUCUUGACAUCUACUGCCAAAAAGCAGGUUUUGACAUCCACUGCUGAAAAGCUGGUUUUGAGUUCCACUGAGGUUCGUAAAACCUGUGAAAAAAGGAAAUAAUCGUAAAUCAGCUACAUUGGCAGCAAACUGUUUGAUGCCAAAGUUCCUCUUAGGAAAAAGGUUCAACUCCUUAUCCUUUUUGUUAGUGUCUAUGGCUUGACUGAUCAAGACAAAGCUUUCAUAAGCUCACGUUUCUGUCUAUGGCUUAAAAAGGGAAGUGAGGACUUUUAAAAUUACAUUUUUAUUCUUCUUUAUUUAUUAUUAA